Molecule: messenger RNA, 7834 nt
Organism: Alligator mississippiensis (American alligator)
Lineage: Eukaryota; Metazoa; Chordata; Crocodylia; Alligatoridae
Gene: ADD2
Product: adducin 2
Exons: 15
Coding region: 322-2526 (734 amino acids)
Biological process (GO): barbed-end actin filament capping
Cellular component (GO): cytoskeleton; plasma membrane; postsynaptic density
Molecular function (GO): actin filament binding
Source: RefSeq, a predicted model, not a curated record
UCUAAUUUUAAUGCUCCUGUCACGAGGGUGGGUGGAAAUAAAGCUGCUCCCCCUUGCUGUGUGUGUGGGGCAGCCCUAAUUCUUCUCUGAGUGUGUAUCUAGGGAAGAUCAAGCAGCUGAAAAGUGGAAUAGCAAGCGGGUGUGGUGAAGGGAUUGCUAUAGCUGACCUGUCAAAUCGGAGAGAUGGGUAGAAAAGGCUCCUCCGAUUAGCUGAUUGGAAAGGAACAGGAGAGGAGAUUGAUCGUUGCAGAUACUGGGAAAACGGAGGCUAGAAGAUGCUCUAAGAAGGUACCAAGUAAUCAGCUCUAGACAACCAAGAAGAUGAGCAACGAAACCACCCCUGAGGCCAUCUCUUCCCCACCCCCGCCUGGGCAGCGAUACUUCGACAGAUUCUCUGAAGAUGACCCCGAGUACCUACGGAUCCGAAACAUGGCGGCAGAUCUCCGGCAGGACUUCAACAUGAUGGAGCAGAAGAAACGGGUCACCAUGAUCCUCCAGAGUCCGUCUUUCAGGGAGGAGCUGGAGAGCCUUAUCCAAGAGCAGAUGAAGAAAGGGAACAACUCUUCCAACAUCUGGGCCCUCCGGCAGAUCGCAGACUUCAUGGCCAGCACUGCUCCCUCUGUCUUCCCCACGUCUCCACUCAAUCUGUCCACAGUAACACCCAUCAAUGACCUCCAUGGCACCGACUCCAUGUCCUUAGUGAAAGGAGAGAGGCUUAUGAGGUGCAAGAUCAGCAGCAUCUACCGACUGCUAGACCUCUAUGGCUGGGCCCAGAUCAGCAGCACCUAUGUCACGCUGCGCGUCAGCAAAGAACAGGAUCAUUUCUUGAUCAGCCCCAAAGGCCUUUCCUGUAAUGAAAUCACAGCAUCCAGCUUGGUUAAAGUAAACAUCCUGGGUGAAGUGGUGGAGCAGGGCAGCACCAAUUUUGCAGUGGACACACGAGGAUUCAGCUUACACUCAGCCAUUUAUGCGGCCAGACCAGACGUGAGAUGCAUUAUCCACUUGCACACGCCUGCCACCGCUGCGGUGUCUGCCAUGAAAUGUGGUGUUCUGCCUAUAUCUCAUGAUGCAUUGCUGGUGGGCGAUAUGGUGUAUUUUGAUUUUAAUGGUGAGAUGGAGGAAGAGGCAGACAGGAUUGAGCUACAGAAGUGCCUUGGACCAACCUGCAAGAUCCUGGUACUGCGAAAUCAUGGAGUAAUUGCUUUGGGAGAUACCGUGGAAGAAGCAUUUUAUAAAAUCUUUCACAUGCAGGCAGCUUGUGAGAUACAGGUCUCAGCCUUGUCUAGUGCUGGAGGAACUGAGAAUCUGAUUGUGCUGGAGCGGGAGAAGUACAGACCCCACGACGUUGGGUCAGUCCGAUGGGCUGGGAGCAUGUUUGGACCCAUGCAGAAGAGCCGCCUUGGAGAGCAUGAGUUUGAAGCUCUUAUGAGAAUGCUAGACAACCUGGGUUAUAGAACAGGCUACACGUAUCGUUACCCAUUUGUCCAGGAGAAAGCCAAACAUAAAAGUGACGUGCUAAUCCCUGCCACUGUCACAGCAUUCAUCUUUGAUGAGGAGGCUGCUCCCAUCUCCACCCUCCGACAGCAUGCUCAGAAACAACAGAAGGAGAAGACCCGCUGGCUAAACACGCCCAACACUUAUCUUCGAGUCAAUGUUGCUGAUGAGAACCAGGGAAAUGUGGGCACCCAGAGGAGCAAAACCACGUGGAUGAAGGCUGACGAGGUGGAGAAAGGCAGCAGUGGGACCCCCAUCCGAAUUGAAAACCCCAACCAAUUUGUGCCUCUCUAUACCGAUCCACAGGAAGUGCUGGAAAUGAGAAACAAGAUUCGAGAACAGAACCGCCAGGAUGUGAAAUCAGCAGGACCCCAGUCUCAGCUGCUAGCCAGCGUGAUAGCAGAGAAGAGCAGAAGUCCGUCUACAGAGAGUCAGCUGGCUUCCAAAGCAGACAUGGAGACAAAGGAUGGACUCCAGGAGGAGAUACCUGCUGAGCCAGAACCCCCCAACCCAUUCAGCCAGCUAACAGACCAGGAGCUAGAGGAAUACAAGAAAGAAGUGGAAAGAAAGGAACUGGGACUAGACGGUGAGAAAGACACCAGCGUGGAGGAAUCUCUGGCUUCUCCUGGAAGGUCUCCAUCAGCUUCCCCAGUGCAAAGCCCCACAAAGUCUCCAAUCAAGAGCCCACCCCUAUCCCCCACAAAGUCUUCAGAUGGCGAGAAAAAGGCCGACUCCAGCCAGCCACCCGAUGAUACCACCGCUGUUGUCCAGAAGGAACAGCAGGAUGCGGUGGUGGUGAACGGAAAAGAUGAUGACCAAACUGCAGAAGAAAUCCUAAGCAAAGGAAUAAGCCAGAUGACCACUAAUGCAGAUGCUGACACAGACGCCCCUAAGGACAAAACAGAGUCGAUCACCAGUGGCCCUGUGUCCCCAGAAGGCUCGCCAUCCAAAUCUCCCUCCAAGAAGAAGAAGAAAUUCCGGACCCCCUCCUUCCUGAAAAAGAGCAAAAAGAAGGAGAAGGCCGAAUCUUGAUUCCUCUCCAGGCCCCUUCCUCCUGCUCCUUCCCACCUACUCCCCUACCCACCAAGGUCACCGGAGCAGUAGAGGGAGCUCCUAACCACAGCUAACAACUGCCUCACUUCGGAUGGUUUGUGCUGAGGUAGAACCAGGCGCUGAGAGACUCGGAAAGACUCUUGUGUAAUGCACAUGGAGACAAAACCUACGCUUUGGAGGAUAUGUGGCGAAUUUUCUGGGUGCUCAUGGCGCAAGAUGUACCGUUCCCCGUUAACCUGCUGUUGACCGCUUUUUGAGGAAGUAACCAAGCUUAAAAAUGACUGUGGACCUGAUUUUUCUGCUUGAUGAGCUAGUCACAAAUUAUUUCUCAAGUGAUAAAUCUACUCUCUUUUUUCCUUCCCCCCAGUUCCACCUUGUCACAGCACUUAUAAUCCAAGUCAUUUCAGCUUGUGUGGGCUGAGGUCUUCCCACACGCUGCUUUCUUCACAGCACAGGUGGCCACCUUUAGAAACAGUUUUGUGUGCAGAGUUGAGAACACACCUCAUGACACAUGAUGGCACAGCCAGGAUGCACUGGAUUGAUUGACCAGUUUUUUUCCAAGCCUUCCAAGCAGUCCCAGCUAGUCAUGUGGCUGCAAUUGGUUGUGUAACUCAAAGGGUGACAGUACAAUUUUAUCCAAAUCAGAAGUGGGCAGGAUUGAUCUCCAAAGAAGCAAAGGGCAGGGGAUGAGCCCAUGAUCUUUUGCUUCCUGGGCGGCAAUCUUCCAAUGAAGCCAACAAGCCAUUUUCAAAGUUUUUUUCUGCGUGGAGUGGUGACAAGAUAUCUUAGGCUUUGUUUGCUGCAGCAUGGAAUGAAAUAGGAAAUUAGGCCACUUGAAAAGGAGUAUUGUGUUCUGGGGAAUAUGCAGGUCCCUGCCCAACAACAUCAAGCAAGCUCUUGUGUCCUGCCAUAAAGACCAUGGUGGAAACGGAGAGGGAGAAAGCCUUGAGAAACCAUCUGUUCUGUUUAAAACCAAGGAAACUACAGUCACUAAGUGCUACUUUGUCAGUUUGGCAUAAACUCACGCUGCCAGUCCCCCUCCUGUGAUAGCUGCUGCAGAACCGAAAAGCACCACAAAAGGCGAAGCCUGUAGAAAAUGUGACUUUGCUCUUCCUCGCUGCAGUGCUAAUUAAUAACAACCUUGUCACACUUGGAUGGGGCUGUGACAUGGAGACCUGUUAGUGCUUUUCAUUACAUUCGCUGGUUUAGCCUGUGCCAUUCCAACCUGGUGCGCAAAGGAUGCGUGCGAGAAUGGCAAUGCCCAAUGCGCUAGGUGCUGUACCAACACAGAACAAAAGAUCUGCCCCUAACUAGAGAUGAGUGACGCCCCACUUCCCACAUCCAAGCACCCUUCAACUUCCUGAAUUCAGCACAGAGGAUGGAGAAGGCAUCUUUAACUUACCCCCCCACAAGGCAACUACUUCAGUUUACUAAGCUGUAGGACACUGUGUUCAAUAACAAGGUUCUUAUGAUAUAAAACAGCCAAAGCCAAAAUCCAGCUUGCAGGUUCAAAUGUGCUAGAUAUGCUUUUACCUUAGCUAUAAAAUAACACAAAAUCAAUAUACGCCACCACUCCUUUCACUUGUGCAUUUUGGUUCUACACUGAAAUGCCAUGCUGGAUGUUGGCUUUAAUGUCAAUGCCAAUUAAAGGUCUGAUUUUCAGCCCUUGUACAUUGAACUACCAUUGAAAUGAAUGGGAAUUUGGCCUAUACAGGAAGGCAAAACUGGGGUACAGUAGUCCACCUUUCAAAGCAACCUUGGUUAUAGAUAUUAUUGUUAAGUUAUAUGAGCAUUAUAAAGCUGGUCACCAAAUGAGAUCAGGGAGAAACUCUUCUUGGAGCUCCCAGGGGAAAGAACUGAAGGUACAAUGAAAGGGUAUUUAUUCCUUCCUCUCAAAUAUCUGACAUUGUCCCCUCUUGGAGUUGGACUCCUCAUCCUCAUGGAUCAUUGAUCUGUUACGGUUACGUUCCUAUGAAACAUCAUGAUUGUAUGUUCAGCACUGGUUAUGGAUAAGUUUGCAUGGAAAAGCAGAAAGGCCUGAAUGACUAAACCUGAGUUGCACGUAGGCUGCUUUGAAAGCCACAGGGAGUUUUCCUGUGCCCCACAAAUGUUUUACAAGCUUCUGCUAAAAUAGCAUGAAAGAGGCCUUACCCAAAUUCCCAGAUCUGAACAUCGUAGAGUGCCAGUGAAGCCUGGAUCUGAACCCUUCUUUUAUACCUCAAGACAAACUCAGAUAAUAGCCCUUGGACUUGACCUUAAGCUGGAACUGAAAUUGUGUUGCUAAAUAUUAAGUAUUGAACAGACAUGUGUCUUCCUAACCAAUGGCUCAUUGUACAUUCAUGUUAGCCUCUGAACACCCACUACACCUAUGGAAACUGUGAUUCUGCUAUCUUUCCAUUGACUUUCAAGGCUUUUGGAACUUGCUGUGGCAUCAGCAUUGAAGAGCAGAAUAGAUGUUGGUGACAGUGGGAGCUGUGGGUGCUCAAAACUGUUCAGAAUGAGCCUUAUGAUGAGGCACAGAGAAGGUUUCAUUUCCAGGCACAAACAUGAAGAAGCCUAACGCACCACUUCCCUUAGGACAUAAAAAGACCCACGUCAGUGAGGAAGGGCCAGAGCUUCUGCUGCCUUUUAGUUUCACUGUUCUGAAAAGAUGCACUCAAGUUAAUAGGGAACAAUGACCCCCUGCAAUUACAUGCUAUUCGCUUACUGGUUUUUCAUUUAUAAGUUUACAUCUGCUCGCAAUAACACUUGCACCAUGUAAUCUGCCAGGCAUAAAUAACCAUGUAAUUAUCUUGAAAUAUACCCCUAAUUAUCACUGCAAUUACAGAACUGAUCUAUGGUUAUUUGUUCCCUGAAAGGCGGGAGUGCAGAUCUCAGUGUGAAGCAAUGACAGCAUUGCUUUGGGUCUCAUUUUGUCAUCGCAACCUCUUCUGAGUCUUAGAGAAGGCGGUUCCUGAGUCAGGAGCAGCAUGGUGCUGCUGUGCCCCCAGACCUAUCUGAGUCCCACCUGAAUCUCUGCUUCCUCUGUGGAGUGGGGAAAGAAGACAUCUGUCCUACUGUUCAGGCAGCUUGUUUCUCUCUGCACGCUGAUUCAGCUAUGCUGCCUGCUUCACUCACUCCCUGCCUACCUGCAUAAGCAAAGAAGGAGCAGCCUGGUGGUGGCUGCAUCCCCAUGGUACAUGGCCUGGGUAUGCAGUUGCAAUAUCUAGGGCUAUCAGGGGCCUUACACUGACAGGCAGCCAGGCUCAGGAUGCUACCUGGCAGGGCAUGGAGGGCUGCUGUUUUGCGGUGGGGAGAGCUUGUUUAAGUUCUCCCUUAGUCUGAAGUUCUUAUUUGCAAGGUCACACCCACGGUUAUUCGGUGAUUUGAGCAGCCACCCAGAAACGUGCUGUAACAGUUGCAGAGGACUUUUCACCCCACAUAGUUUAGUAUACUCUGCUCCUUGGACUCCAAGGAUUUUGUUCUCACUCUCACAUUCACAGCCAGAGGCCUGCACCAUGAACCAUCCCAAAUAGGCCCCUCCUUUGUCUUGUCUUAAGCCAGUAUUUUAAAGUAGUCCCAAAGCUUCCUGUUCAAAUUUGUUUGCUAGAUUUAUUAUUAUUUUUUAAUAAAAACCCUGGGCCCAAUUCAGCACUGGAAUAAGCAGGCGCAAAACAUAUCCAUCACUGUCUUACCAGAUUCUCCCCUUACCAGUGUUGUGUGAUGCUGUUGAAGCUUAUGGAGUUAUUCAAACCAAAGGAAGGUGUGAAUCCAGCACCCACUGAAGUCAGUGAUUCACAGCAGGAACUGGAUCUCAGCAGAGGGCAGGGUGAAGACCACUGUAUUUGCUGAGAUAUGCAUUCACUCACAAGAGGCUUGGUCCCAUCUGUGGUAGGCAGCUAAGUUUGCUGAUGCCUUGAGACAUGUCACUCCCAAUAGGUUUUGGUCCAGAAGGCCACUCUAUUUACCUUAGUCUCUAUAAAGUAUCAUGGCAUUGGCCUUGCACAUGUUAAAUGCCAAAUACAACAGGAAAAUAAAUGUGUGUCACCUGGGAUUGUAGUUGCAAGAUGGUACAUGCAUUGGCACAUCUUGUGAUCAGCUUGAUUCGGAGAUAAAAUCCAGGCAAGCGUUUUCUGAACUUUUGGGGCCUAUAACCCCGCUCCUAGGUUUAUGACAACACUCCCAGUCAGCAUGCAACCUCUUAUCUUCCCAACUGCACUUCUAUGGGGCUUGUGACCCCACUUGUAUGUACCAUGACCCCAGUUGGGGUUGUGAUCCUUAGCUUGGGAAUUACUGAUCUAGACACCAGCUGUGCUCUGGAAACAGAUGUCACAGGAAAUCAGUGCUCCCCCACACACAACCAUGCAAGUCCUAGGUAAGAGCAGCUCUGCAAAGAAAUCAUUGCAGGGGGAAUGGUGGAAUGAGAAAAAUGGCAGCAGCAGGGUGGCUACCGCAAUGGAAACAGGUGACAGCUUAUAGCAGUGGAUAUCCCAAAUGGCAUCAGAUUUCCCUUUCUGAUUGAUGGGUGAGCCUGCCUCCAUCCUUCUGGUUUGAAAAUGCAGCUCUUUAUGCUUUGCCUGUCACAGCAGAUGGGCUGAGGGCAACAAUUCACUCUCAUGUGGAGGAGCCCAGGGGAGCCUGCCCAGUGUACAAACGAUAACCAAACUAAGUAUGGUACAAUGUUCUAUAUAGCAGUUGGGCUGUUAAAGUGAAAUGUCUGUGUCUGACAAUCGUUGCUUGAAAGUGCUCUAUCAUGUCUCCGUCUGUAAAUAUGCCCCCGUGUUUGGCCUUUUGCUAAUAUUGUGAAGUUUACCGUUGGGUUCUGGUGUAAAUAACUUUCUUGCUACCUAGGCUCUGGUAACUUGUAUCUGUGCAUUACUACUUGAAAGCCUCUAUUUUUUUGCUGUGGGUCUACUCUUUUCUCCACACUUGGGGACAUCCAGAUUUUGGGUUUCCAUUGCCGUUUUCCAGUUAUUUUUUCUUUUCUUUUUACUCUGUAUCGGUUUUGGCUUGUAACCUUUGGGUGCCCAUCCCACUGGCUUCACGCAGACCCUCGCAGCGGGACCUGGGAGACUUUUGGCCCCGCGGGGUGGGAGUCCUGCUAGGAUUGCAUGUCCCUGCAUCCAGACAACUGUAUUACGCUCUUCGUGGCUGAGUGGAUAUUCCUGUAUCGAAGCAACCCUGGGGCCAAGCUCUCUCUGGGGGACAAGUGAGCUGCCCCCAGGGUCAGGACCAGAGGCUUGUUGUCCCCUUGCUAUCCCCCUUUUGAGAACAGCAGCAAACAGAAUAAACUUUCACGGUAACACUC